CCUGCCGGAACCGCCUCUGCUCUCUCUGCACGACCACACUGACUGACGCAGCCGCUGCUCUUCACCUCAACCCUCCUUUGACCGGCGACCUGCACCUCUGCUCUCCUUCGCGGAAACCCAGCUGUCCUCCUUCCUCUUCCCUCCACUCCGUCGUCCAUAUUCCCUCCCCUUCCUCCCCCCUCCCUCUCUCCACUGCCCUUUGUUCCCACGCCUCAAGACGUCCGUUCGUCGUCGUUUGUCCAAUUGUGCAGAGCCAGGCGUCGACAAUGGCAACCGCUGAGGUUCAUCCCGUGGAUCGGCCCGCCGAGGUUGCCAACAAGGUGCUCAGGAGAGCCCAAGUUUCAAAGAUGACCAGAGCCCUUCAGGAUCGCCUUGCUCUGGCCAACAUCAAGGUCAAGCAGGGCUGGGAGAAGUACAGCAUCGAAACGCUCGAGCCCAAGAUCGAGCUCGAACUCAAGCGCAAGCGACCGGCGUCCAGCAACGGCGCGCCGUCAGACACCUCCUCGUCGGUGUCCGAGCGCUACUAUCACAGUUCUCGCGGCGUGCUGGAUUCCUCCCCGCUGACGGGGCCCAUGUUCUCCGACGACUUUCCCCGUUCCGGUUCGUCGUACGGUGGCCGGAAGCGGGCGCGAUACCAACAGCAUCCGCUGCCGCACUACCCAGCGUCGAGCAAUCACGCAAGAGUCAGAGUCAAGGGCAUGCAUCACAAGUCGAGCUCGUGGAAGAGCAACUACCGCCUGCCGGAGUCAAGUCCUGCGUACCACAGUCGGCACGUACGGUACAGCGACUCCCACGUGCCGCGCCUGUCCUUCAUAUCCGAAACCAGCACUGUUGCAGAGCGAUCGCCGUCGCCGACGUCCGAGCAGGACGACGAGGACCUGCCCGUCAUGAGCUUCCAGACCAACAUCACGUCUUCGCCCCCACAGCGCAUCCUGCGGACACCUUCGCCUGACAUCGCUCGCUCCGCGCGGCUGAGGAGCAAACCGUUCCCCAAUGCGCACGUUGGCCAAGAUGGCGAGGAUUCUGGCGCAGAUUUGCUCAUGUUCCUCGCUGCGUCGCCGUCGCCAGCCGUCCCAAGGGGGGCGAGAACACCUCGCUUGAACAACCCGCCUUCCACACCGCCGCCCAAAAGCACGCCGUUGCCUUCGAGUAUGAUGAACACACCUGGCGGAAGCAACGCUGGCUUCCUCGGAUUUGGCACCACGACACCCGGUCCGACCUUCAACUUCUCAGAUUACUUGAACGUCACGCCGUCGCCGGCACAGGCGGCGUGGCGCACUCCGGCCGCAAGCAAGACCCCGCUGACGGCAAGGGCUGGCACACGCCGGAGACUCAACUUCGACAACUUGAUGCCGCCCAGCUCGGGCGAGAGUCCAAGAAUCGGACAUGAUUCAAAGCUGAGCGGGCUGGGUAUGGAGCUUGGCGGAGAGCUGGUCUCUUCGCAGUGAAAGAGUCGCCAGCUCGAUGCGACGACGCUUUGGCUGAAGAGACUGCUUACGAUGGAACGAGCUGAACAGAGUAUGAAGGAAAUCUUCUUGGUCGCUUCUGAACGGCGGGAAUGACCAAGAGGAAAGUGCAAAACCUACCAUCACCGCCACCAGUCUUACACAACAUUUUACCUGGACGUUUUACACACUUGCGCCUCGACGGAACACGCAUUUCUUGGCCUAGCUUUGCUGUCACUGCAUUCGACAUCCCUUUUUUUUUUUGACGACUAUCUUGUAAUGGCAAAUACAUCCUAUGUCGGAUACGGAUUCAUGGAAGCCGCAUAAGCAACGAGCAUGUCCUAUUAUUUUUCUUGGUCAGAUCGCCGUCGAACUUUUACGUUCUGCGAAUUGGCUGGAGCUCUUUUCAGCGCCGCUGCGAGUCCGUAGCGCCCCCACAUGUAAGAUUGGGAAAUCCUUCUCUCACCCUUGGCACGAGCGACAUCGUAAGGAGUGAGGAUGAGGGGGAAAAAAAACCUCUCCCAUGAGUACAUCAAAUCCGUGUAUGUAGUUUAAGCGAAUUGAAUAUUCAAAGGCUCCGACGCGCCGUCAAAUCCUGACGGCAAAGGAGCAUAGCAAUACAAAUACGAACCUGC
This is a messenger RNA of Verruconis gallopava, 2080 nucleotides long. RefSeq lists its product as uncharacterized. Lineage: Eukaryota; Fungi; Ascomycota; Dothideomycetes; Venturiales; Sympoventuriaceae. The coding region runs from base 267 to 1448 and encodes 393 amino acids. The transcript is spliced from 2 exons. The record is from RefSeq and is a predicted model, not a curated record.